Molecule: messenger RNA, 1657 nt
Organism: Brassica napus (rape)
Lineage: Eukaryota; Viridiplantae; Streptophyta; Magnoliopsida; Brassicales; Brassicaceae
Product: putative F-box/kelch-repeat protein At2g29810
Exons: 2
Coding region: 181-1320 (379 amino acids)
Molecular function (GO): protein binding
Source: RefSeq, a predicted model, not a curated record
UUUUUUUUACAAAAAUGAUUAAAAAAAAGGUUUUUGCGUGUCACAAAAGAAAAGGUUUAUGAAUCGCGAAACAAAGAUAAUCAAGUAACACACACACGCACGAGUCUUUCAAAAAGAUCAAGUUACGCUCGCUUACCGUUCAUUCGCAGCUAACUGAUUCUCCGACUUCACACGGCAACGAUGGCUGUGAUCUCUGACAUUCCCGACGGCGAUAACGGCGGAGCUCCAAACAAGAAACCGCAAGAACAACCCGAAGAAGUGACUUCUUUGGAAUCAUUACCCGACGUUCUUAUCGAGCACAUCAUCGCAAGAGUCCCGAGAAGUAACCACCCGGAGAUAUCACUCGUCUCCAAACUCUUCCGUCGCAUCAUCGCUUCGCCCGAACUCCGCCUCACGCGAUCGAAACUCGCCAUCACCGAACACGUUCUUUACGCCUUGCUCGCGUUCCCUCCUCAUCCCCCGAGCUGGUACAUCCUCAACGCUUCUUUACGGCUGCGCAGAGUCAACACGCUCCCUCCCAUGCCUUCUGGCUCCGCCGUCGUCACCAUCGGACACGAGAUAUACGUCAUCGGCGGAAGCAACGGCAGCGAAUACUUAGCGAGCGUGACUGUCGUCGACUGCAGAACACACACGUGCCGGUCUCUCCCGAGCAUGAGAAUCGCUCGAUACCGCGCAGCCGCGGGGGUCAUUGACGGGAAGAUCUACGUAAUGGGAGGUUACGUGAAUCGAUCUGGUCGAUUUCGUGUUGAAACGUUUGAUCUUGAGAGACAGAUUUGGCUUGGAUCGCAAAUUAAUUCUCUAUUGAGAGAUAUCGUGACAUAUGAUGUUAUGAAAGAGAAGAUUUAUGUUUUGGGUCGUCAUCAGUGUUUAGGCGUCUACUACCCUAAAGAAGGUACAGUACAAUCAUAUCUUGGUCGAUGUAACUUGGGAGGUUUAUGGCAAGCGUCUUCAUGUGUUGUUGAUGAUAUGUUGUAUACCAUUGAUCCUGGGUGUUCGGUUUGGACUCCAAUAAUCGUGUUUGAUCCAGAGGUCAAUGCUUGGAAACCUGUGAAAGGUGUAUGUGGUUUGCCUCCUUGUCUCUAUUGGUAUGCUUACGAGUCUAAAAUGGCGAAUGUUGGUGGGAAGUUGGUGAUCCUGGUCGGUAAUCAGAGCCAGUUGCUCAAUUAUUACGGGGAGAAAUGUAUCUGGUGCGUGGAGAUAGCUUUGGAGAGACGUCGUGGAUAUGAGAUUUGGGGGAAAGUUGAAACAGUUGAGGUUGUGUUUGAAACUACCGAGUCCAUCACGCCUAUCAUUGAGCUUUGUCGAAGUGUUAUAGUCUGAUGGGUACAUCGGUUUGAUGGGUUUCUUGCAGGUGAAUGAAGGAUCUAAUAUUACAUGUACUUGUUGAUGCAGAGUGGCUAAGAAGCUCUUAUCUGAGGCAUCAUGAGUAACUUGUCGAUCUAUACUUACCAUUGUGGAGCUGCUUUCAUUUUGUGAAGUGGAUUUCUCUGUCUUGUAGAAACUUGUUGAGAUGCAUCUUUUGUUAAACAUCUCUUUGGGGAUUUUGUGUAGUUUGGACUGAAAGAGUACAGUUCUUUUCUAUUUGCUUUUGGAGUUUGUGUUCAGAUGUACAACAAAACCUAGCUUCUACUAGAAAUAUGAAAUAUUGGUUGAUUUG